Messenger RNA from Cydia pomonella (codling moth), 2413 nucleotides. RefSeq names its product N-acetylgalactosaminyltransferase 6-like. The transcript is spliced from 14 exons. The record is from RefSeq and is a predicted model, not a curated record. The coding region runs from base 433 to 2253 and encodes 606 amino acids. Lineage: Eukaryota; Metazoa; Arthropoda; Insecta; Lepidoptera; Tortricidae. Gene Ontology annotation, cellular component: Golgi apparatus.
AUACUGGUUGAAUGCAGCCAGCCUACGCCUUACAAAUAAUUAAAAACAAAAGUAUAAGCCGAUAAAAUUCGGUUACCUCAGAGUUGAAUUUGUCAAAUGCUUUCUUUCUGUCUAACACUCGAAUCAUCAUAUAUGUUACUGCUUUUCUCGUACAUUGUUCAAAUGACAUUUAUACUGAGCUGAGAGCUAUUUAAUUUUGUCGUGUCAGUUGCGUGUCUGCUGUUGCUGGACUGCCGGUCUUGUUUACUAGAUAAAAAUCCAAAAUUUGUUUAGAAGGAAACAGACCUGUAUAAUUUAUUUUAUCUAACAGAAUUAGUGUUACUUGAUACUUAUGGCUGGCCAAUUAAAUGUAUAAGAUACAUAUAUUUUAAUAUCGAUUUGUUAAAUUUUGCAGAUUGGUGCGAAAGAUCAAACCCAGCGUAAACCUACACCAUGCGUCGCUACUGGCACCGUUUGCUUCGGCUACGAAACCUCAUAUUCCUCGUCAUAAUCCUGAUAGUGCUAUACACAUUGAGGUCAUGGACCGACCUCACCGACAGCGCGCCGCCGGCGGUGGUGCCCCACUUCAUUGCGUUAAGCGGCACCAACAUUCCUAUAUUUGUGCCUAAAAGCACAAAGAAAAUAGAUUGGCACAACUAUAUUCAAAUAGAACAGGAUGAAAAACGCACAGGUAUUGGAGAGCAAGGCAAGCCCGCAUCUCUGUCGUCAUCAGAGGCUUCUCUAGAAAAAAGUCUCUACGCUGUCAAUGGCUUUAAUGGAGCUCUUAGUGACAAAAUUCCCCUUAACCGCUCCUUGAGGGACAUCAGGCAUAAGCUGUGCAAGACACGCUUGUAUAUAGAAUCACUGCCCACUGUGAGCGUGGUGGUGCCAUUUCACAACGAGCACUGGAGCACCCUACUCCGGACGGCGCAGAGCGUCGUGCACCGCUCGCCGCCGCAUUUGCUUAGAGAAGUCUUAUUGGUGGACGACGCGAGUACCAAGGAUUUCCUAAAAGGCAAGCUAGACGCGUACCUAGCCGCUAACAUCCCUAAAGCCCGGGUCAUACGGCUGGAGAAACGCAGCGGGCUCAUCACGGCGCGGCUGGCGGGCGCGCGGCAGGCCACGGCAGAUGUGCUAGUGUUCCUGGACUCGCACACGGAGGCUAACGUCAACUGGCUGCCACCGUUGCUAGAGCCGAUAGCUCUAGACUACCGCACGGCAGUCUGCCCCUACAUCGACGUGCUGGACUACGCCACGUUCGAGUACCGAGCACAGGACGAGGGCGCCCGCGGCGCCUUCGACUGGGAGCUGUUCUACAAGCGCCUGCCGCCGCUGCCGCGCGACCAGGCCCGCAUGCCGGAGCCCUUCCCGUCGCCGGUGAUGGCGGGCGGGCUGUUCGCCAUCUCGCGCGCGUGGUUCUGGCAGCUCGGCGGCUACGACCCCGGCCUCGACAUCUGGGGCGGCGAGCAGUACGAGCUCAGCUUCAAGAUCUGGCAGUGCGGCGGGCGCAUGCUGGACGCGCCGUGCUCGCGCGUGGGCCACGUGUACCGCAAGUUCGCGCCCUUCCCCAACCCCAACCACGGGGACUUCGUGGGCAAGAAUUACCGGCGAGUAGCGGAAGUGUGGAUGGACGAAUACGCGGAAUACCUGUACCAACGGCGGCCACACUACCGCCUGAUCGACACCGGGGACAUCUACGAACAGACGGCGAUCCGACAGAAGCUCAAGUGCAAGUCGUUCCGCUGGUUCAUGACGCAGGUGGCGUUUGAUCUCAUUGCUAAGUACCCGCCUGUAGAACCAAAAGCGUUCGCGGAAGGACGGAUCCGUCCAUUGAUCGCGCCAGACUUGUGCACGGACGCCUACCACGGCAACAACAAGGAGACGGUUCUACUGAAGCCGUGUCAGGACGGGCUCAGCGAGCAAGUGUGGGAGUUCAGCUGGCAUAAAGACAUCAAAGUGAAAACUAGGAGGAUAUGCUGGGACCUGCCGGAGUCUUCGCCCCACAGUCCUGUGCGUCUCUACGACUGCCACCUCGGCGGCGGCAACCAGGAGUGGCGGUACGACCCGAAAUCGCAGCAAAUCCGCAAGUCAGCCGCAGUAUGCCUGGACAGCUCGGCAACUGACCAGCAAUUGUUCGUGUCUUCGUGCGACGCCAGCUUAGACUCGCAGCGGUUCCUGCUCGACCAUGUCGACCAGGACGCUCUGUCGCGCUGGGACUCGCUGCACGUCGCCGUCACGGGGCCCGAGGUUCCCGACUGGUAUAUAGAUAACUAACAGGUACGAGGGAAACUAAAGGCUAACGAUGUUAAACCAUGUAAACAAACUGACCGUUGGGCAAGGGAACGCAAGCUCCGAGCUCCCCCAUUGGUUCUUUUGCCUCACAACACCCAGAUCAGGUUGAGUCGCUCAACUGAUCUCGCUGGAGCGCAAACUC